CCGUUUAUUCGAAGCGUCAUUUGAACUUUUGUUGGAAGCAGAUAUGUCCAGCAAGCCAAAUCCCCAAUUCAAACCCUCACAGACAGAUGCUCCGCCAAAGCGCAAUCCCUAGAAGAUAGCAGCUGAAGAUUCUGUUUGGCUUCACGAAUUAGAGUGAACAAAUGCAUCUUAUAGGCGAGAAAGGUAUAGUUUUCUUGUCUGUAAUUACUAAUUAAAGACUGAAUUAAUGUCCUCAGCUUCACUUUGAUGUAUUGCAUGUCCAAUUGAAGAAGGGUGACACACUCAUUUGAUUUUAGAGCUUUCUGAUACAGAGAGAUUCUUCAUAGCUCAGCUAGCUUUUAGCAUCUGAUAAAUAAAAAAAUGGAUGGCGGAGGGGAAUCUGCAGCGUUUGAAUGGGUGGAAGACUAUAAUGGGCAUGAAUAUGAGACUCGUGCGAGAGCGAAAAGGAAGGUAAGAUCAAAGAAAAAGGAGUUUCUGGGUUGGGGGUCGAGACCCCUCAUCAACUUCCUUCAAUGGGUUGGAAAGGAUACCAGAGAGCGCAUAUCUCAAUCUGAUGCUGCCACCAUUAUAAAUGACUAUGUUAAUGAGAACAAGCUUGUUCACCCAGCAAAAAAGAAGAGAAUUAUUUGUGAUGAGUGGCUCCAUUCCAUUUUUGGAAGGAAAACAAUUGGCCGAAAAAAAAUCCAUCACUUGCUGGAACAACACUUUACUGAGAACCAAGAGGAAUCGGAUGAUGAUUUUCUAUACAGCCCCGGCAAGAGUAGGAAUGGUUUGGAGAUAUAUGAAGAGGGUAUCUUGAGUUCGGAGAGAAAAGCCCAUCAGAAGAAAAAAGUUUCGGCAACUCCAAAAAGCUGUUUUCCUGCCAUAAAUCCUCACAACAUUAAGCUUGUCUACUUGAAAAAGAGUCUAGUUGAGGAUCUUCUUCUCAAGGACCCUGAAACCUUUGAAAGUAAACUAAUAGGAAGCUUUGUGAGGAUCAAAUCCGACCCCAAUGAUUACUUUCAGAAAAACUCUCACCAGCUUGUGCAAAUUACAGGUCUGAAGAAGGCACCUGGAACCAGCAGUACGAGUACAGAAGUCUUCUUUCUGGCUUCCAGUGUGGUAAAAGACAUCAGCAUUGGCAUGCUUUCAGAUGAUAACUUUUCUGAUGAAGAAUGCAAGGAUUUGUGUCAGAGAGUAAAUGAUGGCUUGCUCAGAAAGCCAACUGUUGUGGAGCUUCAACAAAAAGCCCAAAUCUUGCAUGAGGAUAUUACUAGGCAUUGGCUUGCAAGAGAGAUUCCUUUGUUACAAAACCUCAUUGAUCGAGCCAAUGAAAAGGGGUGGCGUAGAGAGCUUGACCAGUACCUGGAGAAAAAGCAACUGCUUGAGAAUCAAGAUGAACAGUUACGGCUGUUGAGUGAGGUUCCAGAAGUAAUAGCAGAUGAAAUAGAACCGCCAGCUAUACCACAGGCUAAUCCAGAUAAUGUAGAACAAGAAAACAGUGGUUCGCCUAGGUCAAUCCUCAAUGGAGCUUCAGAAAUUCCUAUUCUUGUCAUAGCAGCAAAUGGAACUGCAUCAAAUUUGACGGCUCCUAACAUGGAUUUUACAGAGUUUCAACAUGAUGUUAUUGAAGAAGAGCCAAAGCAACCAUCACAGUUGAUAGACAAAAGUCAUGGUGAUUUACAGCUUGCAAAUGAAGAAGAGAAUAAGGGGGGUGUCCAAAUGGUAGAGAAGCAGGCAAUGAGACCUCAAGUGAUUGAUUUGAGUGAUGAUGAGGAAAAUGAACCACCAAGUGUUGGAAAGCAAAUUCUCGAAGACAAGCUGGGAAGCUCAAUGUGGCAUUAUUUAGAUCCCCAAGGAGACAUACAGGGCCCCUUUUCUUUAACAUGCUUAAACCGUUGGAGUGAAGCUGAUUACUUUCCUCUGGAUUUCAAGGUCUGGAAGAUGGGUCAAAGCCAAGAUGAAGCUGUAUUGUUGAAAGACAUUCUUCACCAAAACCAGAGUUAGUGCUUAAUCUGUAAGCUCUGUUUUAGAUUUGCAGGCUACUGAUGUAUCUCUGGUCGCAACUAAAAUUAUGAGAUGUUGAUUUUUAUUUUCUAUAGAUGAGAAUGUGUAAUUGCCAAAUAAAAUGAUCCUUUCAGUUC
Messenger RNA from Corylus avellana, 2123 nucleotides. RefSeq names its product SWIB/MDM2 and Plus-3 and GYF domain-containing protein. Lineage: Eukaryota; Viridiplantae; Streptophyta; Magnoliopsida; Fagales; Betulaceae. Gene Ontology annotation, molecular function: protein binding; DNA binding. The record is from RefSeq and is a predicted model, not a curated record.